Molecule: messenger RNA, 636 nt
Organism: Caenorhabditis bovis
Lineage: Eukaryota; Metazoa; Nematoda; Chromadorea; Rhabditida; Rhabditidae
Source: the annotation of a GenBank genome assembly
AUGAAUCAACUCCAGAACGAUGAUAUGAGAAUCGCCCAAUUGCGUGCGAUCGAGGCGGAACUUCUUCAAUCGGCCAGCCAUCCGCCAGAUCCAUUUGUGUAUUUUCCAAAAAAUCUGAUUCGCGCUGCCACAUUAAGCAGCGAAGAGUGGAAUAUUCGGAACUCAGCGGCUAGCGGAAAUUUUGUCGAUGAGCAACGAUCGCGGCCAAUUCGAAUGUCGCGCCGUUUACACAAUCAACGAAAUGAGCCGGUGUCGAAUCAUCGAAGCUCUGACAUGCCAUUACGCCAACAUCGUUCUCGACCGACACCAGCGCACGCGGUCAAUCCGCUGUUUCGCGAUCAAAACGACGAGAAUGUUCAACCGGUCCGAUCACCUGAACGUCGGAGGCCGCUAUCACCAACACAAUUGCCCGGAGUUCGAGCCAUUCCGAAAGAGUACAACAGAGUGUUUCGAGGACUUCUAACUCCUGGAGAAUAUUUCGCCAAGUCACAUACUCGGUACUUGGGUCCGUUUGAUGAGAUGCCAACGGUUGAAACAUUGCCAUCCGGCGACAACUAUAUCCUCUUACAGAGAAUGGGUCGUCUACCUGACAGCGGAAAAUCGAUUUUCCGCCAGGUCGGUGCGCUUCACACAUAG